Procambarus clarkii (red swamp crayfish) is the source of this 609-nucleotide messenger RNA. NCBI's taxonomy places the organism in Eukaryota, Metazoa, Arthropoda, Malacostraca, Decapoda, Cambaridae. The record is from RefSeq and is a predicted model, not a curated record.
AUGGGCUGUCGGACCUCAAGAGAAGAUGGUAAGGAUCUUUCACAGCAUCUCGACGCCCCCAAGUCCCCCCCCCCUACAGACAAGUCCACCUUCACUCAACAAAUAAGUCCACCUUCACUCAACAAACAAGUCCACCUCCACUCAACAAACAAGUCCACCUCCACUCAACAAACAAGUCCACCUCCACUCAGCAAACAAGUCCACCUUCACUCAACAAACAAGUCCACCUUCACUCAACAAACAAGUCCCCCUCCACUCAACAAACAAGUCCACCUUCACUCAACAAACAAGUCCACCUCCACUCAACAAACAAGUCCACCUCCACUCAACAAACAAGUCCCCCUUCACUCAACAAACAAGUCCUCCCUUCACUCAACAAACAAGUCCACCUCCACUCAACAAACAAGUCCACCUUCACUCAACAAACAAGUCCACCUCCACUCAACAAACAAGUCCACCUUCACUCAACAAACAAGUCCACCUCCACUCAACAAACAAGUCCACCUUCACUCAACAAACAAGUCCACCUCCACUCAACAAACAAGUCCACCUUCACUCAACAAACAAGUCCCCCUCCACUCAACAAACAAGUCCACCUUCACUCAAUAA